Lethenteron reissneri (Far Eastern brook lamprey) is the source of this 5618-nucleotide messenger RNA. RefSeq names its product BCAS3 microtubule associated cell migration factor (gene BCAS3). Lineage: Eukaryota; Metazoa; Chordata; Hyperoartia; Petromyzontiformes; Petromyzontidae. Gene Ontology annotation, cellular component: cytoplasm. Gene Ontology annotation, molecular function: protein binding. Gene Ontology annotation, biological process: response to starvation; autophagy. The record is from RefSeq and is a predicted model, not a curated record.
GAUUCUUAGGGUUCAAGGGGGGCUCAUAGAACCAGAGGAGGACAUCAACAACAACAGCAGCAACAACAACAACAGCAGCAACAACAGCGGGGGUGGUGGGCGAUUAGGCCGCCUCAUCGCCGGCUGAGGCUGAUGGAAUCUCCUUGGCGAGCGAGCCGGUGCAGUGCUGGUGGAGCCAUCGUGCGUCCUCAGCCAGAGACAGAGCAGUCGUACAUGGAUAGUGUGUUUACAUUCAUACAAGAUGUUGUGCCGCAGGCAUAUGCAGGCAGCCCAGUAACAGAUGAGAAGGAGCGUGUGGUGUGGGUACGCUUUGAGAAGGCUGAUCUCAAUGAUGUGAGCAGAAACCCUGAGCUGUGGGAAGGCGGAGGAGGGGCAAGCACGCCCCCCCUACUGCUGAUGUUGGGUUACAACACUGGCAUGCACAUAUGGGGCCUGCCUGUCAGUGGAGAGGCUCAGGAGUUGUACUCGGUGAGGAGUGGCCCGGUCAGAUGUGCUCGCCUGCUUCCCACACCACACUCUGGCGUGGACAGUAAAGACCUGUUUGCAGACAAGCGGCCAUUACUAGCCACGUGCGAUGGAGCCUCAUCCACCGGGUCUCAGCCAUACUGCGGUGUGGAGGUACGCUCAUUGCGUACAGGAGAGGUGGUGAAAUCCAUUCAGUUCAAAACGCCCAUCUUUAAUCUGCAUGCCAACCACAGGGUGCUGGUGGUGGCAUUACAGGAGAAAUUGGCAGCUUUCGAUAGCCGUACACUCGUCAAGACCUUCUUUAUCACAAGUUGCUACCCCAGUCCAGGACCGAACCCAAACCCGCUGGCACUCGGGUCACGCUGGCUCGCUUAUGCUGACACUAAGGUUGGAGCGCGCUAUUUGGUACAGAGGCACCAGACGUAUGGUGGAGUGAGCGGAGAUGCUGUGCAGUCCUACACUGCCACUGUGAUCAGUGCUGCCAAGACAAUUCGCUCUGGCCUGUCUCUGUUUGGAGAGGCAGUCGGCAGGCUUGCCGGUGGGGUACGUGGAACGGGGAUGGGCCCGGGGGGCUGUGAGGAGGAUGGGGGUCCACCCCCUACACCACGCAGACAUGCACACCUUCCUGGGAUUGUCACCAUCAUCGACACUGAAUGUGUCCGGCAUGGGCAGGUGGAGGUUUGUGAAGAGGGAGAAGGGGAUGGGGUUGUGGCUCAUUUCCCAGCACACGACGGUACCCCAAUCUCGGCCAUGACCUUCGACCCUAGCGGGUUGCUGCUCGUGACGGCCGAUGCUCAGGGUCACGACUUCCACGUGUUCCGCGUGAUGGCUCAUCCGCUCGUGUCGGCGCAGGCUGCCGUGCACCACCUCUAUACGCUGCACCGCGGGGACACGGACGCACAGGUCCAAGACCUCAGCGUGAGCGACGACGGGCGUUGGGUGUGCGCCUGCACCCUGCGCGGCACGUGCCACGUCUUCGCCGUGUGCCCCUAUGGCGGCGUGAGCUGCGUGCGCACGCACACCACCCCUCGCGUUGCCAACCGCCUAAGCCGGUUCCAUAAGAGCGCAGGCCUCGACGAGAUGGGCCCAAUCUCCUUGCAGCUGCACCAAGUGCAACAGAUGCAGCUACAGCAUGGCGCAGGCGGGUCUGGGGCAGGUGGAGCCGGUGGUGCCGGGGCUGGCGUUGGCGCGGGGAGCCCUGCGCCCAGCCCAGGAGCGUCCCCUCACCAUGGCAAGCUAUCCAGGCAGGAGGUGCUUAGCAGCCGCUCCAGCUUCAGCUACGGGAACCCACGCUUGCCGCCCUUCCCCCACCCAGGCGUCACAAUUCCACUCGCGCAAGUCAAGCAACCGCUCACCCUGGGCUCGCUCACUACCGGGCCUGGCCUCUUUGCCACUGGCUGUCUGGCUAUUACACCACCCUGUAAGGGCGCUCCGCGCACGUCUCCCCAGCCAACGGGCGGCGUGCGUGAGGUGUGCGUGUCGGCGUGCUUCGCUCCCUCCCACUCCCCCUUCAACACGGCUGCGCACACCCGCGAGAAAGAGGCGCACGCAGUGGCGGGCUCGCUCUUUGUGCUGUGCUCCGUGGGCUCGCUCGUGGAGCACACCCUGGAGCCACACCCGGCGGUCGGCGUCACUCGCAUCUGUGACGACACGCCGCUUGAGCUGUCCUGCACCCCCAACGCCAAUUGGGGCAUCGCCAGGAGUACCCAUUGGGCCGAGCUGCGACCCCCAUUCCACACAACUCACCCCUUAAUGCUGGCAGCCGAUGCAGUACAGGACGCACCUACACUCCCUUCAGGAGUGUGUGCACGUGCAGGCAGGGGAUCCAGUGAGAGCCUAACAUCGGAGCCUGAGGAUGAAGAAGAUGAUGAGUGGCUCUCUCAGGUGGAGAUCGUGACCCACUCGGGCCCCCACAGGCGGCUGUGGAUGGGCCCCCAGUUCACUUUUAAGACCCUGCAACUCCCCCCGGGGCAGACCAUGCUGGUGUCCUCUAACUCCUCUGCACUGUUGUCGCACACCGUGCCCGAGAGCGCGCACGCUACUCAUGCCGCGCACGCUCCCCACUCGGACACACUGGAUGUGUGCAGCCUCAGACUACAGCCCGUGCGGUCUGAUCCAGUGUGCAUGCCAGCACGGGCCUCCACUUUGGAAAUCGAGGCUGGAUCAGGCAUGUUUGAGCUGGAGGUGUGCGGCAGCUGGCCAGAUGCACAGCACCGUGCAUGGGUGUGCGACCCCGGGGAUGAGGCAUUGAGGGAGAGGAUCGCCGAUGCGAUGAUGGAGUCACCGGGGGGAAACAUGCACACCACACGAGAGCUGCAGAGAGAGGGCAGCAUUGAGACACUCAGCAACAGCUCAGGCUCCACAAGUGGUAGUCUUCCCCGCCGAUACGACUCGAGCCUGCCCACUCUCUAACCACCCAAGCACUAGCACUCUGCUUUAUCAACGGGUAUACCAGCAACGUUUUGAGUCCACAGUCCACGAGCUAUUUACUGCUGCACUGCGAUGACAGCCCACUUUGAAGUAAUCACAUUUUAGCUACUGACAUGCAUCGCCACACUUACACAAAUCUGAAACCAAACCUGUCGAUGCGUACACGCACACUCAUAUAUAAGCAGUUGCACGUCAAUGCACAUUCACACGACAUAAUUUGAUGGACGCACUUUUAAAAAUCGCAAAAUGACUUAUUGAAGUGAAUGGGGAAAAAAUGCUUCAGCAGGCUGGUCAUAGGGUUGACUGUGACACAAUCAUCUAUUCAGAAGUGCUCCUAAAGUGUAAUGGAAAAUCUGAAGGUAAUGCUACUGCUAUAGGAGCUCUGCUGAGCAACUAUAAAGGGGCAUUUAGGUGGUGCUUUGUUGUUGAUUGGCACUUUAGACAUUAUGGGCCUUGUUACAUAUUGGGUGGAGUGUUGUUUGUACACUGGCCCUUCAUACUAAAAUGAAGGAAGUGUUUGUGGAACAAAUUUCAGUUCAACUUAUUAUACAAAGCUCUCUCCACACCUGUAGUUUUCAAAUCGGUGCAUUGUCCUUUAAACGUUUUUAUAGUUUACCCACAUCACUGUUAGAAGGGGUAGCAGGGUUGGCUCAGAGGUACCGUACUUAUCUCUUGAGUCCAAGGUUCGCCGGUUCGAUACCCAGCCUGGACCCUUGUACAGCAUCGUUGAGUGUGCCGUUCUGUGGGACGAUGCUAAAGUGGUUUGGUUCUGCACGCAAAAGGUUACCUUUUCACAUGACUGCAGUUGUGUUGAUGCAAAUUGAGCCCUCUUAAAUGUCUGUUUAAAUUCCUUCGGUUCGUAUUUCAAGCCAAAUGUACUUUUUUGUUCAGUUAGUCAAUUAUACUCAGCAGUGCUUGUCAGAUUAAGAAAAAUCAGGUUAUAUGCUUAAUCACUUUUAUGUUAAUUAAGGAAUAUUCCAUUAUAAUGCACGACUGGUCGUGACACUUCAUACCAUAUAUAUAAGUUUUUGAUGUAAAAUGAAAUCACAAUCGACUCAUUACUGAGAAUUAUUCUUUUGCUCAAGCCAUGACAGUUGAUAUGCAGAAAUUGUAGUAUUUAAAAUUAUUUUAACAUUACAGCAUAGUCACUGCUAAAAUUGAAAUAUAAAAAAGCUUGCACUUUUAAGUGUAAAAGAACAUGUUUUUAUGUUUGUUGCAUACAUAUAUGCUAUUGGCUAGUGAUGUGACUUUUGACAUCCAAUUCAAGUCCUUAUUACUAUAAAAUUAUUAUUUUCAUGCUUGAUUAUAUUGUGUGUUAAGCAUUAGGCUACAGUAUUAGUUAAUGUACAAAGUUAAUCUUUUGUGAAGUACAUGUCCUCCUGUUUAAUAGGCAUAACACUGGGUCUACAAAUGUCUUCAUUAGUUCUUUAUUCGUGGUGAUCUGGACAAAACUGCCAUAGCUGGGAGAACUACAUGCCUUGUAACAAGGUGAUGUUGACUCAUCAUUAGGUAUUGCCCUUUAAGAAGGGCAGCACUGCCCUUGGAACAAUAUGACCUCCCUUUCAGCCAAAUAUCUGUUCACCAAUCCUGACAGUGCCACUAAUGGAUGAUGCGGCCAAGUUAUACAUUACGCCCCUUUUGAAGCAUUGAGAUGGACGCUCUUGCCAAGUUAUAUAUUUGCAGAAGAAAUCUAAAAUAGACAUCGGGUGACAUUUGUUGCCUACCGUAAAUUCUUUCGAAGUGGCCGACCUGAUAGGGUUGGGAGGAGUCGCUGUUAUUGAGGAUUGGCCCAACACAUCAGCAUUGCUUUUAUCUCUUUUAUUUCCAAAUGAUAAUUGUGGCUAAUCCGGAGUCUUAAAAACACGUAUCAACUAGAGACUAGAGAUAGCAGGAGAGGAAUAGUACAAAUAUUAAAUAGCGAAGGGAAUAAUUGACUGGUUAAAAUAGAUACUUAUUUAAGGAGUUAAUUUAGUAAUAAGUUAUGUAUAUAGACAAUGGUAUUUCAUGUAAACAGUAAUAUCUAAACUAUUGAACGCAUGCUUCAAGUAAAUACAUAACGGGAAGAUUUGUAAUAUACUGUACUUUAUAUCCCAAUUGCCUUGAUUUUAAAAGACCACAUGCCCUACCCUGGUGAGUGCACAAGCAGACAUUUGCACACACAGUGCUGUGUAACAGUAACGUAGAUGUUAAUGAUAACAGCACUGCAGAUGACGAUAGUCCCAUGUAUGAACAUGCUCAAAUGUGCUGAGCACAUAUUCACGCUACUUUUGUGACUGCCGUGCUUAGUAUAAUUAAGCGCAUUUAUGUAUGUAAGCGAUUGCUAGGCGAAUGUGUGUGUGUGCGCGCGUUCGUAAGUGAUUGGACCAAUGUACUGUUUUGUCAUUGAAUAAUUAUCUGCUGUGUGGUUUAUUGCAUAUGUGUAAGUGGGUGGUAGGUGUGUUGGAUGUCCACCUGACAGUGGUAUCAUGACUUUCAUCCCGGGCAUGCAGGAACGGUGAUGUUCCUUUGUGCUGGAAUGGCUUCAGUAUGUUUACAGGUUCUCAGUGUAUGGCUUAAUGCAGCUGUGAGGAGCAUUCAAUGUCCUGUCAAUAAAUUCAUGGGAAAACUUACAAAGAAUUCUGAACAUUAUUGCAUGUCUGUUUGAUGUACCUUACCCCCACACAAUCCUGUUCACAGGACCAACCAAGAAGCCAAUUGUUUUGCUGUGGGAACAUUUAUUUAUA